AAAUAUAUAUUAAAAUUUGCAUAUUCCUUCCUUUUCGCGAUUCAAUUCGAGUAAGAGAAUUGCCUCUAUUAUAAUAAUUAAAAUAUCUACCUGGCUUUUGUUUAUAGUUAAACCGCAUAUUUUCUUCUGCUCCAUUAUAUUAAAGAGUUUUUGAGACGAAUCAUCAGUGAGGAAUUUAUGUAGGGCUCUUAAAAGCAUUAAAAAUUGAAAGAGAGCAUACAAAAAAAAAAGAGCGAAGAAUAAGUUCGGCCGGUGAUAAAUCGAUCGGCUCUCGUAACGCUCUAAAACCCAUUGAAAAUAAAAUACGAUAGGAAGCGCGAGAAUGAACGAAAAACACUGAUUUUAAAGAAACAAGUGUUCUCUUUUUUUCGGCAGAUUUUCUUCUUUUAGAUCACUAUACAAUCACCGCGUGUAUAAUAUAAGAGGAUUUGAGACGAUUCCGUCAUUUUCAAUCUUAUCUCCGCGACAGAUCAGUUGUAUAUUUUCAUUUCAUAUUUAAAUUUUAUUUAUCUCUUUGGAUUUACGUGACAAUUUUGGUACCGAUAUAAUGCAACGUUCAAAUGUCAUUCAAAUUGGUUUAUUGUUUGUUGUUUUGGUAUUUUUCACGACUGAUGUCAAGUGUAAUUCGGUGAAAAAUUUAAAGAAAAAAGAUGGUUGGAUGGGUUUUAGUAUGUCAUGUACAAAUGAGGAUCCACAGAAUGUCUCUGUAUCGUGUCAUGGGGUGAGAAUUGUGCGUCGGAUCGUUCAACAAUUAUUGGAGAAUACCGCGAAACAACGGAGUAUUGAGCUUUUUGAUGGUGUCACUUUGGUGGACACUAAUGAUGCAAAAUCAUCAUUAUCAUCAUCACGAAGUUCACGAUUAUUGAUGGGACCAAAAUCGAUUUUACAGUUUUUCGAUGGAAAGGAACUGAGGAUAAAAUUGCCGACAUUUUUACCAGGAAAUAUUGAAUCGGCUUUUAGGGCAAGUUUGCCCUCAGCUAAUCAAGCUCGUGGAGGAGGUGGAGGUGGAGGAGGGGGAGGUGGCAAAAAAGGCGAUGGAGGUGUCAUGAUGAUGGCUUUAAUGAUGGGAAAAAUGAUGAUGGCCCUUGGCUUCAGCGCCCUGGGAGCUUUAGCAAUGAAAGCCCUGAUGGUCUCAUCUUUGGCGCUGAUGCUGUCAUUGAUAACUGCAGUGAAGAAACUCUCAAGUAAAGAUGACAAGGACGAACAUCAUGUGGUCUAUGCGCAGGAAGUUGCACAUCAUCGUCGCAGGCGAAGUGCAUCAUUUGACAAUGACCUUGAAUUCUCACCUUAUCGAGGUCAUCAAAAUUUAAAAUUAAAAUUAUCGUGACAAUAAUUUUGUAACUUGUAGCGAAUUUCGUUAGUAUUUUUCUUCCUCUUUUUUUUUUAUUUAAAACGCAUGAUUAGGAUUUUAGCCAUUAUAAUGCGUUUUCGUGCUACUGAUUGCGGUGCAUUAGUGACAGUAAAACAGAAAUAAUAUUGGGGUAACUGUAAAGUAACAGCAACAAUGACAAAAGUACUCGGCUACAUAGACUGAAAUAAUAGAAAGUGACAUUUUUUUUUUUUAGAAAAUAAGCUCUAUACAUGUUCCUAUUUAUUAUACAAGGUAAUCAUUAAGUUCCGAAUUGCCCUAAAAAUAUUAUUUUCGUCUUCUCCUAUUUAUUAUUAUUGUUGUUAUUAUGUCAUUCUGGCUUUUGUUAUUAUUAUUUAUAUAUAAUAAAUAAUAAUACCUAAUUAUAAUAAUAAUUAAAUUAAAAAUGUAAUAUAAAAUCAUAAUUAAAAAAAAGAUUAUAGUGGGUACAAAACUUAAUGAUUAUCCUCGUCACAUCAGUUAGAGAAUUGUGAUUCUUUUUACGAUUGAGAAUGUUGUUUUAUGGUGGAUGAAUUUUUUAUUGUAAUAGAUAUAAUAAUUAAUUCGAUGACUUAUUAUACGGACUUGUAACGAAUUCCCAAAGACUAGACGAGAUUACUUUUCUUAGAUUAUUAUUAUUAUUAUUAUUAUUAUAUUUAUAAAUUGGGAAAUUAGCAACAAUUAUUUUAUUUAUUAUUUAUUUUAGUUCUCUGUAGGUUCUAUUUAAUAAAAAAAAGUCAUUUUGUCAUUUUA
Leptopilina boulardi is the source of this 2101-nucleotide messenger RNA. RefSeq lists its product as uncharacterized. Lineage: Eukaryota; Metazoa; Arthropoda; Insecta; Hymenoptera; Figitidae. The transcript has 3 exons. Bases 548 to 1327 code for a protein of 259 amino acids. The record is from RefSeq and is a predicted model, not a curated record.